This is a messenger RNA of Danio aesculapii, 11076 nucleotides long. It is a transcript of the gene adamtsl3, whose product is annotated as ADAMTS-like 3. The coding region runs from base 294 to 5576 and encodes 1760 amino acids. Gene Ontology annotation, cellular component: extracellular matrix. NCBI's taxonomy places the organism in Eukaryota, Metazoa, Chordata, Actinopteri, Cypriniformes, Danionidae. Gene Ontology annotation, biological process: extracellular matrix organization. The transcript has 31 exons. The record is from RefSeq and is a predicted model, not a curated record. Gene Ontology annotation, molecular function: metalloendopeptidase activity.
CAACACACGAACUUCUGUCAGCCCUGUGUGUUUUCAGUCGCAGCCCCGAGCCGAAGAUACCGGAGAAACUCACAGCCAGUCGAGCUCAAUUCAGCCUUUAUAACCGCGACCAACCGCGUCGUGACGGACACAGGACAUUCAGAUCAACGCGACCGGGGCUCGUUCACGAUUUAUUGAUCACCGGUGCGGGCGUGCGCGCGGUUAAUGGAUUAAAAUGUGAAUAUGUGAGUUUACUUUGCAGCAAAGGCUGAUUUCUGACUGACAUCAUUCACCAGGCGGAUCAGGAUUUUAAGAUGGAGUUCUGGAUUUUGGCUGUGUGUCGGAUCAGCUUGAUGUUGACAUUGAUGUCUUCCACUGGACAGGGGGUGGCGAGUCAGACACAGAGUGCUUAUUUCCUCCCCGAAUUUGCACUUUCUCCACAAGGAAGCUUUCUGGAAGACACAACCGGAGAGCAGUAUCUCACCUACCGCUAUGAUGACCAGUCGUCAAGAACGACCCGGUCAGAUGAGGAGAGGGACACUGGCUGGGACGCCUGGGGCUCGUGGAGUGACUGCUCUCGUACCUGUGGGGGCGGAGCCUCAUAUUCCUUACGCAGGUGUCUUAAUGGAGGGAACUGCGAGGGCAGAAACAUCCGUUACAGAACAUGCAGCAACACAGACUGUCCUCUUGAGUCAGGUGACUUCAGGGCUCAACAAUGCUCUGCCCACAAUGACAUCAAGUACCAAGGACAAACUUACGAGUGGAUACCUGUGACAUACGACCCGGUUUCACCCUGUGCCCUCCGAUGUCAAGCCCGGGGGAAAAGCCAGGUGGUGGAACUGGCGCCCAAAGUGUUAGACGGGACUCGGUGCAAAGCGGACUCUCUGGAUAUGUGUAUCAGCGGGAUCUGUCAGGAGGUUGGCUGUGACAGACAGCUGGGCAGCAACGCUAAAGAGGACAACUGUGGUGUGUGUGCAGGAGACGGCUCCACCUGUAGACUGAUCCGAGGUCAGGCUCUGCCCCACGUCUCACCUGAAGAACCCAUGAAGACAGUGAUUGAAGUACCGAUGGGAAGCAGAGGCCUCAGGAUAACAGCCAAGGGACCAGACAUGAUCGUGAUUGAAGCCCAUGGACAGAACAGCCGGAGAGAAGAGGUGCAGUUCAGCUCUUCAGGAUCUCAGUCUCUGGGCAACAAUACAGUGGAGUUUCAGAGAGGAGCAGAGCGGCAGACUCUCCGCUGCUACGGCCCACUCACAUCAGACUUCACUGUGAAGGUGAAGUACGCUGGCCCUAAAGACACAGUGAUGCAGUUCAUGUUUUAUCAGCCCAUUCGCUACCAGUGGAGGGAGACUGACUUCUUCCCCUGCUCCGUCACCUGUGGAGGAGGUUAUCAGCUAAAUUCAGCUGACUGUGUGGAUAUCCGUUAUAACAGAUCGGUUGCAGAGCACCUGUGCCACAGUUUCCCAGAAAACACCAAACCCACACCCAAACUCAAAGAGUGCAACAUGGAACCCUGUCCUGAAAGUGAUGGAUUUAAGGAAGUGAUGCCGUAUGAUCAUUUCCAGCCUCUUCCUCGGUGGGAGCAGAACCCGUGGACGUCGUGCUCGGUGUCGUGCGGAGGAGGAUCUCAGGAGAGGAGUAUUGUGUGUGUGGAGGAGGAUGUUCAUGGUCAGAUCGUGCAGGUGGAGGACUGGAAGUGCACACAUUCACCUCGACCAAUCAGCAAACAGAGCUGCAACACCUUCGACUGUCCGCAGUGGAUGGCCAUGGAGUGGUCUCAGUGCACGGUCACCUGUGGUCCAGGUUUGCGCUACAGAGUUGUUCUGUGUGUGGAUUAUAAUGGUCAACACGCCGGCGGCUGCAAUCCUCACCUCAAACCUCAUAUCAAAGAGGACUGCCUCGUCCCCAUCGCCUGCCACAAACCACGAGAGAACCAGCCUGUGGAAGCCAAGCUGCCCUGGUUGAAACAGGCUCAAGAGCUGGAAGAAACCAAAGUAGCUUUGGAAGACCCAACGUUUGUCCCGGGACCGUGGUCAUCCUGCAGUGUUUCUUGCGGUCUGGGAGUUCAGUGGCGUCAGGUGAAGUGUAAAGUCCUGCUGUCCUUCACUCAAGCUGAGGUUGAACUCCCUGAUGAAGAGUGCAAUGAGGAAAAGCCUUCCUCUCAAAGGAGCUGUGAUUCAGGGCCCUGUUUGGUGGCUCCAGACUCCUCACGGUGGCCCCUGAGAACCCCUGAGGGCCCUAAUCAGCAUAGUUAUGCUUGGGAGCACAUUGGCUUCACUGCUUGCUCUGCAUCAUGUGCUGUCGGCAAACAGAUGGCUGUUGUCAGGUGUGUGAGCACCUUGAAGAAGGAGAUUGUUGAUGACUUGCUCUGCAAUGGAUCCAAAGCUCCAGUUUCCCUGCUGCGCAUCUGUAACCCUCAGCCGUGCCCUCCAAGAUGGGAGGUGAGUGUGUGGAACCUAUGUUCAGUGUCGUGUGGUGUGGGGCUUCAGACGAGGAGUGUGUCCUGUGUCAGAUCUGUGGCUGGAAACCGCACUGAAUCACUGUCCAGCAAAGACUGUGUGGAGAAAAGACCCAAUGAACUACAGGCCUGCAACCAGGUGGCUUGUCCAUCAUCCUGGGAGGCUGAGGAAUGGCAGCAGUGCUCUCAUUCGUGUGGCAGAGGCUCUCAAUGGAGGAAGGUUUACUGUAAACAGAGACUGGCUACCGGAAGCUACCGCAGAUUGAGGGAUGAGGACUGCACCGGACCCAAACCUGACGUCCACAGGAUUUGCACCAAUGCUGACUGUCUGCUGCCUCGUCUGGAAGGUGGAGAGUGGUCCAAGUGCUCUGUGACCUGUGGUAAAGGCGUUCAGCGGAGGGAGCCCGUAUGUAGGAGACAGACAGCCUCCGGUCAGCUGGUCACCCUGGACAGGACAUCCUGCAGUGAUCUUCCCCUCCCUCCUCUGAUCAGGAGCUGCCGCAUGAGCCCAUGCAACAAGCACAAGCACUCCAAAAAGCGCUGCCCUCAGGUCGUUGGCCUGAAACGCAUCUACAUCCAGAACAGACCAGAAAAACGACUGAGUUUCACCAUUGGAGGACGAGCCUACCUUCUUCCCAAGACCACCGUCAUUAUCAAGUGUCCCGUUCGCCAUUUCCCUAAAGCUCAGAUCCGUUGGGAGAAGGACGGGGAUGAGCUGACCAGCUCCAAACGCCUCAGCAUCACCAAAUCCGGAGCUUUGAGGAUCUACAACCUGGAAGCAGAAGAUAUCGGAGUGUACCGCUGUUGGGCCAACCAAGAUUCAGACACCUUCAUCCUGAAGCUGAUCGGAUACAAUAACAGGCUCCUGGAUCAUCCGGCUUUGGGAAAGGAACGAAGGGAAAACUUUCAUCCAUACCUCAACAAAGAAGGAGGUUUUGUUAGUUCGAAAUGCAAUGAAGGGUUUACAAAUGGAAACAAGGCUUCGAAAUCAAGUUGGAUGCAAAAAAACGAAUUCUACAGAGAUGAUGAUGGACAUCCCAAGGAGAUGCUUUGGGAUACUCUUGCUUUGGGAAACUACGCUUUGGCUUCAGGCACCAGGAGCCACACAGGAGCCUUCGUUCUUGAACCUGCACAAUUUGAGGAGCUUGUGAAAAACAUCAGUCAGCUUGCAGAAAGUGGCGAUGUGACGGAUGAAAUGGCGUCGCAGCUGAUUGGGAAACUAAUAGAGGAUUUGGCUGCUGCAGGGCAAGGGCAAGUACCUAUUGAGGAAAGCACUACAAUGGACAACUAUUUAGAUAGGACGUCAAACACUUCUGAUAUUUCUGGGGUGGAGGUGUCAAAAAAAGCAGCAAUUGUUCGGCAGAAGCAUCACGGAUCUCUUAUGAGCUUCCAGCGGGAUCUCAGGAUCCAUGUGGGACGGACUGCUUACCUGACCAAUGCAACCCACAGCCUUACUCUGUUGUGUCCCAGUAAGGGAUCACCAAAGCCAAAGCUCUCCUGGACCAAAGAUGGAGCUCCAUUGCAGGAUGGCAACAGGGUAUCAUGGGACAGCAGUGGUGGAGAGCUGCACAUCUCCAGCCCUGGUGCCAGUGAUGUAGGCAUCUAUAGAUGCACCGCCAUCAAUGAACUGGGUUCAGAUUCAGAAACAACACAAGUUCUGUUAGCCGAAAGUCCCACAAUCGCUGCCUCACGCAGAAACACAUCAGAUCUGAAGAGUACGAGUCUGAAGGUGGUGGUUGGAGGUGUUAUCAGGGUCCGUUCUGGUGCCAACCUCACCCUGGAGUGUCCCGUCAAAGGUGUCCCCCGACCAGCAGUGAGUUGGCACCGUAAGGAGGGUCCGCUGGAUGCCCGUGCUAGUCCUCUCCUGAGCGGAUCACUGCUCCUUACAAACCUCAAGCAGCAGGACGAUGGCACCUACACCUGCAUCGCUGCCAACACCAUCGGGAAAUCAGCCGCCUCCAGCCGGAUCCGCGUGGAGGGAGCAGUGGGUGAACCUGAUCUUCAGUCCUCAAAGCAGAUGAACAGAAAGAGGGUUUUGAUGGCGUCUCUGGUGGGCACCAGCGCCACCGUCAGGCCUGGAGACACACUGCGCAUAGGUUGUCCCGUGGUGCCGGGUCACAGGAGGCCUGUCCGCUGGCAGUAUGAAAACCGGACUCUCUCAGCGGCUGCAGGCGGUCUCUAUCGUCUGCUGGUGGGAGGACGAGUGCUGGAGAUCAACACUCACACAGGGAGCUUCAGCGGACGAUACCAGUGUCAAACACAAACCAACAACCAGCAGCAGCUCACAGCCUGGAUACACCUGCUCUCACAAGAGUUUGAGUGGCGUUUGGGCGACUGGAGCACGUGCAGCUCGUCCUGUGGAAACAGAGGGACUCAGAUGAAGAAGAUUAAAUGUGUGUCGUCUGAGGGCCAAGAGUCUCCUCAUGCAGCCUGUCAUUAUCUCCCCAAACCCAGAAGUCAAACUCGCCCCUGCAACCUCCUGCACUGCCCUCCCAGCUGGGUGUCAACGGUGUGGUCGAGGUGCUCCAGUUCCUGUGGGCAGGGCUUCAGAGAGAGGCGGGUCUCCUGUCAGCAGGUGGAAGCUUCUGGAAGUGUGAAGGUUUUGCCUAGCAGUGAGUGUGAAGGAUCUCCUCGACCCGAAGACAGGCAGGAGUGCAGCUCUCAGGCCUGUGUUGAGUGGAUCUCUGGCCCAUGGGGGAAGUGUGCAGGUCGGUGUCUGGGUCCAGCGAUGGCCACACAGACCAGAACAGUCUCAUGCAGACUCUUCAGCAACUCCACAUCCAAAACAUGCGACCCGAAAGAAAGGCCGUCAGCGGUGAGGAACUGCUCCUCAGAGAUGUGUGAUGUGCACUGGAAGGUCUUUCCCUGGAGGACGUGCACUGUGGCCUGCGGCAGCGGCUUCCAAUCCCGCAGAGUGGAGUGUGUCCAUCGCCAGAACAAGAAAACUCUACCAGACCAGCACUGCGCCUGGCAACGGCGGCCGGUUACCUGGCAACACUGCAACAUCACUUCCUGUGGCAGCGAGUGUAAAGACAGAACGCACUACUGUCCUGUGGUCAAGCGUUUAAAGCUCUGCCCUGUGGAUCUGUAUCGCCAGCGCUGCUGUCAGACCUGUUUACAGGACACCAGCGCCACCUAGAGCCCACCAGACGAAGCGCAACCAGAGCAACAGACAGCACUGAUUAUCAUACAAAGUAUUGCUGAAAUCAUGAAAACCCUGGAGUGUAUAGACUUUUCUGGAGGAUUAAUACACUUCACCGGAAUCCACAAUCGGAGGAAGAGUCCAAAGAGAAAUUUGCUUCUCAUUUUAUUUUGAGUUAAUUUAAGAGACGUGCGUUUUUGUUUUCUCUGUCGAUAUGAGAGGAACAUGUUAUUGGACCAUUCGCCUUUGUGAAGGAAAUUUGGUGUGUAAAUGCACUGAUACUAACAAUAUCAGUAGUACACAGAUUUUGGAGUAUUAUGCGAGACGUUAUCCAAUGUUUUUAAUCCUACUUUAAAGUCAACAUGAAACACUGCCGAAGCCCGUUUACGUCUCUAAUCUGAUUACUUGAGAAUGGAACAGGAUAUUUGAAAAGGAAAUGGGACUCAGUGGCUGCAACAUUGUAAAUUCUUUUGAGUAGGUACUUUAUUUGAUCAUUUCGCCACAAGUAUACUGAAAAAAACGAUUAAUUGGAUUUACUCAAAUUUAAUGUACUAAAUAUGAGUAAAUUAUUAAAUAUUACUAAUAUAAUUUACUACAUUUUUCAAAGGAAGUGCUUGCAAACGUAUAUGGGUUGAAUUUAAACAAACAAAUUAAGUUAAGUGAUGUUCAGUAGAGCCCUGCAUUUGAGCCCGGGCCCAACGGGGCUGCAUUAGAAAAAAAUUGAAAAAUAAAGUUUAAUGAGAUCUAAUGCGUGCAGUCUGAAAGCGCCCGAGAUGUCUCGUCCAUAGAGAUUUCCAGCCACGUACAAUAGAAAACAUAAAGAGAAAAAUUAGCAAUAGUGAACUUAAAACUCUAGUGAAAAACUUCUGGUCAUCUUUUCAAAUAGUGACAACUUUAAAUGAGGAGCCAACUGGUUAGACACAAUGCACAACUUGUAAGUCCAGGGGACCUGCCGGAUUUUAUUCCAAUUAUGCACAAAUCCAGCACUGCCCCGCCUCAUCAUCCCUUAUUCUUAUUUCAAUGUCAAGAAACACUGAUGCUUGCUGUCAAAGGCUACUUUAUUUAAGGGCAUUCGUUUUGACAUAAUUAAUUUCUUUUUUGAUAUUGUAAUAUUUUCUUUGAAAUGUAAAUGUAAUUAAAGCACAUCAGCACCAAGGAAAAAUCUGAUGCUCUAGAUAUAAUCUUUAAAAUUAUGACAUAUUAAUAAAUUUACUAAUAUAUGACAGGAUUGUGGUACAAUUAGUGAAGCAUUAAUUAAAUCCUUAUUUUCCACUGACUGCAACAUCAUCCACGCACAGUUGAGUAAUGUAUGGGCUCAAACAAAAAUAAAAUUUGUAUAUAUAUUUUUAGUUUGUCUUUUAGGGCCCUAUCAUACACAAGGCACAAUAAGGCGCAAGACAUUUUUCCACGACGUGUUGCUAUUUUUAGACCAACGCAACACAAAUUUUCCUGUUUUCCGGCACAUUGUUCAAAUAACAUAUCCAUUUGCGCCACUUUGUGGACUCAUGGGUGUUUCGGUCUAGAAAAGAGGUGUGUUAAGGCGCAUUGUUGACACGCUGCUAUUUUGAGGAACUAAAAUAGACUGUUCAAUAGACCAGCUGAAAGCAGGUCUAAAGUCCAGCGCAGAGCCCGUCAGUUUUACGCCUCGCUUACACAUUGCACAAAUAUCUUUACACAUGAAAAAGAAUUAAGGGAUUAAAUUAUUUUUUUAAAUAAAUUACUUUCUACAUAAAUAUAAAAACCACUGCCUCCAUGCCUUCUUCAUCUCGGGUGGCUUUUUCUAGUUUAUUCAUGACAAUUUUUUUUUGUAUAAUGUUAUUAUUAUUAGUAGUAUUGUAGUAGUAGUAUUAUUAAAAACAUUAAUAAAUAUUAUUAAAACAUUAUUAUUAUUUUUAUUAUUAAGCUUAGAUUUGUCCUCCUGUCAGGUUUUGGACCAUAUAGGGCAUAGCAUGUGUGUUUGGAUAUAACUCAUUAUUAUUGUUCAUUUAUUCUUUUGCUGGAAAUUAGAACUGAAUUUAGAAACAGUUUUGAAACAAAUUUUUGCGUUUAACAAACAGAAUUAAUUAUGUAGGCUAAUGGAUGUCUGUGCGUACAACAUGUUUCCUUAUCCACGAAAGAGUGAAAGUAAAGGCCGAUUGAAGUAGGCUCAUUUUUUCAUUCUCGCGCUUCAGAUGCUCUGUUUAACUGAUUUCUCACUAGCGUUCAGAUUUUUCACUUACAAAGUCUGCCAUGUAAAUAGCAAAUGCGCCAUGGGGAAUGAGAGAUGAGACUCUGAUUGGUUUAAUGCACGUUAUGAUCAAAACACACCCAUAACUCGUUAAGAGAAUAAGCACAACCCUGUUAGACCAUGCGCCAGGGCGCAGAGCAUCCUUAAGAUAGCAAAAAGUGGAUUCGGAUAUGCCCUUAAUACUUUUGCGCCCUGUUCUUCAGACUUUGUGCCUACAUUGUUAAAAUAGAGCCCCUAAUUUUUAUCUAUAUUUUUGUUGGUCAUUGAUCUACUUGAUAAAAUAGAAGAACGAAUAAUAUUUGAGGUGAAGUGCUUCAAAACAAGUCCGCUAUAUGCUUAAACAAUGCCAAAACACAAAUAAAUUGUCAAAUAAAAUAAUAAUCUAGCCUAAAUAAAAUUUUAAUUGUUUAAAACACCUUGGAUGGUAGCAGUUCCAUGCGAGGAGGCUGCGCAGCUGGCGGAUCUGAAUUGUCUGAUGAAAUAGACACGGGCUGGGCCUGGAGUUUUCCCGGCUCACGUGCCCCAUGCGGGGGAUCAAUAUUUGACUCAUUAAAUUUGGCCAUUUUAAAGAGUGUCUAUUCAUUUUGAACCUUGUUUUAAACAAUAGCUUUCUGAAUUGUAAGUUUUAGUGUGCGGAAAAACCACAAGCAAAACUAAAGGCAAUAGAUUUCUUUACCCAUCUCCCACCAUGCAAGUACAUACUCACUUUAAAACACACAAAUGCACACCUUCAUUUAUUCUAAUUUUUUCUUGCUUUGUCAAUAUAUCGUAGUGUAUACUGUUUAAUAAUCAAUUUAAAUUAUGUAAAAAAUUAAAUAAACAAAUAAACAAACAAACAAAUAAUUAAAUAAAUAAAUAAAUAAAUAAAUAAAUAAAAAGCUGCAUUAAUUCCCACCCUUUCAUGGUUGGUACUUGCAGUGCGUACAACCGUACGGCUGCAGGCACCACUGGGUUAAAUUGAGUAAACUCAAACCGAUUGAAUAUCGAUGUCACUUAAACUAAAUCUUACAUUUAAAAAAUACAGAAAAAAAAAAUCCAAACGUUUCUUUAAGUCAUUCUGAUAAAAAAAAAAAAAAUGAAAAAAAAACCAUCAACUUUCUAUUAAAUACAAAUGUGGUCUAUUUUAAUGGCUGUAACAGUAUACGCUGUUUGGCGAGAAAAAACUUGCUUCAGGUUGGACUCGGGCCAAUACUUUUGUUUGACAAGGGCCGGGCUACAGCCUGUGCGUCUCAGGCCAGGGCUGGGCUAGGGCUUCGAUUUGAGGCCUGUGCAGGGCUUUAAUGUUCAGCUUAAUUUGUUUGUUUACAUUCAGCCUGUUUUAAAUCACUUAGCUUAAAAAAAAUGAGUAAAUCCAAUUAAUCAUUAUUUGAUUGUAAUGUGUCAUGCUUCUUUUGUUACAUACUCAUAGGGAGUGUCUCAAUCAGCACCCUAGCUCUCUAGGUCAAUCAUUAGUAGCCCACACACUUUGAAUAUUACUACUCUAUUGAAUGGGCAUUUUAAGUGGUUAUCAACUAAUAGAUAUGGGCCAGUGGGCUCAGAAGGCUCUUAUCAUCCAUUCACAUGGUUAAUCAGCUUUACUAAUAAGAGAAGACUCCAGAUCCAGAUCUGUUUACAUUACAGUGAUGGUUGGGGUAGACGAUAAUAAAAUACAAUUAAUAGGAAAUUUAAUAAAUAAUAUAAAUAAUUCUCAUUAACUUUCACCUGCAUAUGUGAUCUAUAGUUGAUUAACCAUGUGGAUGGAUGAUAACAGCCCCUACUGGUCCAUAUCUAUCAGCUCAUAACCACUGAUAAUGCCCAUUCAAUCGAGAGAUAACAUUCAAAUCGGCUAAAGCAUAAAACUAAUCAGAAACUGAGCUAAACUUAAACUUUGAAAAGUGAACUAUUUCAAUUUACUAUGAUCUUUUAUCUGAAAUAAUGGUGAAUUGAAUUGAAUAAACAGCCUGUGUAUAUGAAUUUGCAUAGCACUUCGCUAGCAGGCCUCCAUUACACUCACCACCCUAAACCUACUCCCAUCCCAGCCGAGCCCCCACGUGUAACCCACCUGUCCUACUGCACCCAACCCGCGCCGAGCUGGGAUCGAACAGGUGAUUCUUUGUAUGAGAGUUGGUUGCUUUAACAAGGAGGUUAAAGACCAUGGCCCCUAGCGUCUGUUGCUAAAGCAUCUUUUGAGGUCAGAGGAGUGAGGUUUACCUGCAUAGCACUUCGCUAGCUGGCCUCUGUUACACUCACCUCCCUAAACAUCACUCCCAUCCCGGACGACCCCCUACAUGUAAACCACCGGUCCUACUGUGCACAACACGCGCUGAGCUGGGAUCGAACAGGUGAUUCUUUGUAUGGGAAUUGGUUGCUCCAACAAGAAGGCUAAAGACCAUGGCCCCCAGCGCCUGUCGCUAGAGCACCUUUUGAGGUCAGAGUAGUGAGGUUUACCUGUAUAGUAUUUCGCUAGCGGGCCUCCGUUACAUAUCUAAAUAUCUCGUAAAAUUGUGAAAAAAAGGUCAGAAUUGUGAGAAAUUUUGUGAAAUUUAAACUGUCAGUUCCAAGAAUUGUGACAUAUAAGUUCAAAAAGGCAAUAAAAAGGUCUAAUAAUCAUGGUUAAAAGAAGUGAUAUUUAUAUUUUGAUAUUAAUUACAGAAACAAACUUUUUAAAAAAUGCAGUGACGUACACUGAUAAAUCGUGCACAAAAAAACGUUAAAGUAAACAGGGUCCACUUAGCUUUCAUGUUGACUUUAUUAGAAAAAGGUGUUUUUAUAUAGACGCGGAAUGUACGACAGAAAACUCGCUGACUGAUUGGUCACAUUUCUCCAGCCGUCUUUUAGAUGUACGUUUUGUGUUCGACUAAUGUGCUACAUUGUAAAAUAUGUCUUGUAUAUAAUGUGUUUUCAAGUGCAAUAUUGUACAUUGAGUGUAGAAAGUUUGGAUUUUAUUUUCGUACCUUUUGGUUUAGUUUGUCUUUAUAAUCCAUAUUUAAGAUUAAACGCAACGCAGACCUACAUACGUAUAGCACUUGAAGUGGAUUUAACUGUAUUUCUAAUAUAAUGGUUUCCUACUGGCCUCUUUAUGCAUGCCUUAUUAAAUACACCAUCUAAAGUUGUACAUAAGCCACUCACAGAAUUUAUUCAUCAAUUUAAUCGGUUGCAUUUUAUUGCCAAUUUUGUUGCUUCAUUUGGUUUAAGGAAGUGCAAAGUGCUGGUUUUGGUACUAUUCAUGUCAAUAUAGCAAACAGUCUAUGUGAUACAAAUACAAUAAAUACAGUUUUACCAAUCUGCUAA